Messenger RNA from Dufourea novaeangliae, 2051 nucleotides. RefSeq names its product fibrous sheath CABYR-binding protein-like (gene bnb). Lineage: Eukaryota; Metazoa; Arthropoda; Insecta; Hymenoptera; Halictidae. The record is from RefSeq and is a predicted model, not a curated record. The transcript is spliced from 3 exons. Bases 400 to 1719 code for a protein of 439 amino acids.
AUGGGUAUAUAAGCGGGGCCCGGACGAUUCCAUCUCGACACACGACCCAACCUUCAUCCCGAACACCGACGAAAAACGGUUCCUACGCAGAAAAAAAAACGAGCGUAAUCGUACGCGCGCGACGAAAAAAAAAUAGCAGAAGAGGGGUCUACACAGAACACUCGCGGCACAAUCUGUUCGGCUCUCUUUUGUCCGCUGGACUGUUUUUCCCCGAGCGUUUCGCACCAUACGUAACGAGCACAUCGGUUUUCCACGGUUAUUUUUUUCGUAACCAGUUCAAUCGGUGAAAGAGGAGCAUUUCAUAUUACUGCGAGAAGCAGCAACAGGACGAGAAAGGCGAACGGAAUCAACGAAGCAAGUUCGGUUCCACUGGGAGGAGAGAAAAAGACAGAUAGCAAGAUGAAGGUGAUCGUGACAGCGAUGGUAUGCCUGUUGGGGCUGAAGUUGGCGAUUGCCAUGCCCUUGGGCGGUGCCGAUGAGGCGUCGUCGGAUCAAGCUGAAAGGUGGGCACAGAAACCUGCCGGUGCUCCGGGAAGUAUAAAAGCCAUCGCGCCCGAGGAAAAGAGUGCCAUCCUAAGCGACCCUCUGCCCGACAAGCUACCACUAGCUGAGAAGACUGAGAUUAAGAUAGAGGAGCCUCUCGUCAAGGCCGAGAAGAAACUGGAGGAGAUCAGCAAAGAGCAGAAACUUCCCGAGCAAGAACCUCCGCUAUUGGAGCCGAAGCCGAUCCUCCCUCAGGAACUGAAGCCGGAGGAGCCCAAGGAAAUUAAAAAAGAGGAAGAGAGUCUGAAACAGGCUGCCUCUGAAUCCCUCGAAACGGUUCAAGCUGUGCCUCUGGAACCCAAACAAGAGCCUGCUGCAGCUCCUCUAGAGCCGGCCAAACCUGUGUCCAUCGAAGGCAAGAGCUCCGAGCAGGUUCUGAUCUCCAGUUCAGAGUCCGCUGAGAAGAGCGCGGAAGCCAUCAAGGAAGAACCGAAAGAAGAGAAAAAGAUCGAAGAAGUUAAACCCAGCCUAAGGAAGGAAGACGAACCCGCUCCCGUUCUUCCAGUAGCCUCCGAGGAAAAGGUAGCUCCCGCUCCCGAAGAAAAGAAGCUUGCCGACAAGCCCGCCGAAGAACCAGCGAAGAAAGCCGAGGAGAAGCCGGACCGCGUAACCCGUGACGCCGAGGAAGCAGUUCCCGUAGUGAGGAAACUCGACGUACUCGCUGAACAAUCCCCGGCGCCGGCUGCAAUCGAGAAGAUCGAAGAACCAGCGAAACUAGCCGAAGAGAUCAAACCGGUCCUGAAAAGCGAGAAAAUCGAGCCCGCUCUAGAACAGCCCGCCAUCAGCUCCGAGGAAUCCUCCAAGAGCGAAGAGAAAGUGGACCUUGCCGCUCAACCGGCGAAGGAGGCGAAAAGCGCCGAAGUCGCCGCUCAGGUAGAACCCUCAUCCGAGCUGGCGAAACCGGACGAGGCCAGCCAGGCCAAACGGGACGCCGCUGAGGCCCAGUCCCAAGCCAAGUCUGCGCCGCUCGAAGAGAAGAAGAAAGAGGAGGAGCCGCUGAAAGAGGACGCCGUCAAGGAAGCGAAAUCGGACAACUCUUCGGAGGAGAAGUCGGCUGAGAAAAAAGAGGGGAAGAGCAGCGAGGAGUCUUCAUCAUCCGAAGAGAAGGAGUCCAAGCCAGCCGAGGCAAAGCCCGAGCUUCUGCCCAAGCCCCAGGAGCUCAAGAAAGACGAAUAAUGAUCGCAGCGGGAGAACGAACAACGGUAGCCCCAGAAGCAGCAACAUCUCAACGAGAUAGCGAUCGCUCGUAAUUUAUCCAGAUACAAAACACCGCCGCGUUGAACCACCAAGCAACAAGGAUGCGCGCGAGUCCCUUCACCCCCGAGGAUAGAGGCGAGAGGGAGCCUCUAUCGCGUCUGUACGUCAGGAUAACGUGAACGGGAACGGGUGAGAAAGAGGAAACUGAGUGAAAGCAUCGGUGUGAAUGGGAGAGAGAGAUUGUUUCGAUCAAAUUGUGGCAGGGUCCAAACAUCCCCCGGCGCGCUACGAUUCCGAGAUAAAUAAUAACA